Molecule: messenger RNA, 957 nt
Organism: Cordyceps fumosorosea ARSEF 2679
Lineage: Eukaryota; Fungi; Ascomycota; Sordariomycetes; Hypocreales; Cordycipitaceae
Exons: 2
Coding region: 1-957 (318 amino acids)
Cellular component (GO): mitochondrion
Source: RefSeq, a predicted model, not a curated record
AUGGCUCCCUCGGCGGCGGCCACGACGGCGCAAACACAACCACUCCUCUCCCCUUCGACGCCAUCAUCUCCAUCUACCACAUUAUCAACUACAACCUCGACCACCACACAAUCGAGUCCGCAGUCACGCCAAUGGAACACCAAAAACCUUGGCAUGCGUAUCGGCGCCGACGCCGUGAGCGCCUCCUGCGCUGCCGGGUUAAUAUCCCCUCUCAUCGCCUUCAUUGACAAAUCCAUCAUGGAGAACGCAUCCGGCUCCAGCCCGUCCAUCCUCGCUUCCCUCCGUCGGUCCUUCUCCGAGCUGGCCCGCCACCCACUGCGCACGCUCGCCUCGCGCCCCGUCGGCCUCGUCUUCCUCCUCUACGGCGGCACCUACCUGACUGCCAACGCCCUCGACACCGCCUCCUCCACGCUCUCCAGCCGGCCCGCGCGCGCCACCACCGCCGGCCCCGCCAAGUUCGCCGCCUCCUCCCUCGCCAACGUCUCGCUCUGCGUCUACAAGGACCAGGCCUUUGUCAAGCUCUUCCGCGCGCCCGGCGCCGCCGCCCCGCGACCGGUACCCUUACCUUGCUUUGCGAUAUUCGCCCUCCGCGACUGCCUCACCAUCUUCGCCUCGUUCAACGUCCCCACACGGCUGGCGCCGUACCUGGACGCGUACACGUCGCAGAGCGCGGCGCGCGUGUCCGGCCUGACAGCGGCGCAGUUCCUGGCGCCCGCGGCCGUCCAGCUCGUCUCCACACCGCUGCACCUGCUCGGCCUCGACCUGUACAACCGGCCGUCAUCGUCUAAGCCCGCCGCGGCCGCGGCCGGCGUGUCGUGGGGGGAGCGCUGGCGCGCCAUCCGCCGCGGAUGGUUGCCGUCGUGCGCGGCGCGCAUCGGCCGCAUCGUCCCGGCCUUUGGCGUCGGCGGUGUCGUCAACUACAAGGUCCGUCAGGGUCUCAUGACAAAAUUGGAGUGA